GAGUUGACAAGUGCGCCUCCCCCUCCAAACGUUGUUUGACAUACCCAUCGUUAUAGGCUUCGCCUCUGGCAGUUUCUUUUUUAAAAGGCAAGCUCAAAGCCAUAGAUUAUACAUUCUGCUCACAAACCGUGCGGGUUAAAUAACCUACAGAGAGAGAGAGAGAGCGCCACGGUGAGGAUCUCUUCUUUCUCGUUUGGAGACGAACAGCUUGCGCGUAAACGGCACCGGGCAUCACUGAAGGGAGAGAUACGUGGAUGUUUUAUUGUCUUUUUUUAACACACUGGUGACUGCAAGGUUGAAGGACAGCGCAGAGGGGAAGCAGCGUGACUGUCUUUGUGGAUUGCGAGCAUCGGAUGCGGUGACAUUUGGGACUUGAGCGCGCAAGGCACCUGUGGAUGCAACAAACACCCCCCUGAUGGUUGGACUCAAACCUUUUACAAAGAAAGGAUUCACCACAAGAUUUAGUUGAUCGUUUUGCGGUCUCGGUCGAACACCCUGCAGUUUAAAGGAGAAAGCGCCAUGCUGCUGAGUGUUUCCUUCCUGGUGCUUCCCCUGCUGAGUAUAACCGGCUGUGGCUCGUCAUACGUGCCGUGCGAGCCGUGCGAUCAGAAGGCCCUGUCCAUGUGUCCGCCGGUGCCCGUGGGCUGCCAGCUGGUGAAGGAGCCCGGCUGCGGCUGCUGCCUGACGUGCGCGCUCGAAGAGGGCCAGCCGUGCGGCGUGUACACCGGGCCGUGCACGCGCGGGCUCCGCUGCCUGCCCAAGAACGGCGAGGAGAAGCCGCUGCACGCGCUCCUGCACGGCCGGGGGGUGUGCAGGAACGAGAAGUUGUAUAAAAUGCUGCAUCCGUCCAAAGACGAGUCUCAUGAUGACACCCUGCUACCCGUCCCAGAAACAAUGCUGCCCCAAACCAAGGUGCCCAUUUAUGGAAGAGACCACAUCAGCAGUCGGAAGGCCCAGGCCAUGAAGCAGGCCAAGCACCGCACAAAGCUGGCAUCCAAGGUGGGACUUGCCAACAACAUGGAGUCCUCCCCGCUAAGCCUGGAUAAACUGGACCCUGAGUUCGGGCCCUGCAGGAGAAGAUUGGAUAAUCUCAUUCAGAGCAUGAAAGACACUUCCCGGGUCUUGGCUCUCUCUCUGUACAUCCCCAACUGUGACAAGAAGGGCUUCUUCAAGCGCAAACAGUGUAAGCCAUCUCGUGGUCGAAAAAGGGGGAUCUGCUGGUGCGUUGACCGGUUUGGCGUGAAAAUCCCCGGCAUCAACUACACCGGAGGAGAUCUGCAGUGCAAAGAUCUCGACAGCACCAGCAACAGCAACGAAUGAGAGUGGAACCAGGUCAUUCUCCUCGAGCCCCGUUCUUCUGAAAAAACAAAAAAACAAACAAAAAAACCCUGCCAAUCAAGCUAGCACACUUAAUGACUGCCAAUCAGGAAAAUAUGGCACAAAUGCUUAUAUAUGGUCAGGUGUGAUGGACUGCAUUACUGUUGUUUUUUUUCCAAAGGGGAGCUGAACUGAAAAGCUUGCUUAGAUGAAUAUCUGCACAUGUAGGCUCCCCACUGACUGUGUAUGUUUGAGGUCAGCUAUCACCUCUUCUCUUUAUAUCCAUAGAUAAUAGAGAAUUAUAUAUAUUUGUAUGAUAUUGAUAACAUGUUGUGUACUGAGUCUGAGUGGCAAGUUAUAUAUAUAUUGCUAAAUUUACUCCAAGAAAUUAUGAGACAAGACAUAUUUUAAAUGUGGCUAAAAAUCCAUGUUUUUGUUUUGGCGAUCAACACAGAAGAUGAAAAAUCAGUUCUCGUCUAAAUUAGCAAUGUUUUGUUAAUUGUUAAUUGUGUGGAUGACAUCCUGAUGUAAGAGAAAGGUUUUAAUAUAAUCCUGCCCUCAACCUACUGUCACUGAACACCAUCCUGCCAAGAAGGAAAACGGGGGAAGGGUUCUGCAGGAUUCCUAUGUUGUCAUUGUGGGCAGAAUCAGCUGAUAGCCAUUUCAUACGCCACAGCCAUUUCUGCAUGAUCGCUAUAAUUAUUUUUUGGACAGAGAGUCAGAAAAACAUGGGCCUACUUUCACCACUGAGCCAAAUCAGUAGACCUACAGCUAACAGAGGCCUGCACACUUAAAGGAAUAGCUAGAUGUUUUAAGAAACAAAUGUAUUUGCUUUCUUGCAGAGAGUUAGAUGAGAAGGUUGAUACCACUCUUACAAGAGUUACGGGGGAAAACGAUGAGCCUGGCUCUGUCUGAAGGUAACACAAUCCUCCUGUCAGCACCUCUAAAACUCACACAGAAACCAAAUUGUAAAAAUGAGGGUUAUGUACUAGACUAUUUCUUGGCUGGGACCAGUAACUUCUCUGAGUCUCUGCAGGUCUGCAGAGUCUGAAGCAAAGAAGAGAAGGCAGGGGAAAUCAAAUGAGGAAUUAAUAACAAUGUUUCCGCUGGUCAGAGAUGCUUAUUUAGUUCGUCUCAAUCAGCUCUGGUCCUAAACUUUGUCUUCACAGUGCACUUAGCCGUAACUGUAGCUCACUACUCUGCCACUGUCAGAUGAGUCUUGUAUGUUUCUGCUUGUCAGAUUUGAUGUUCACUGGUGAAGCAGGUUGUAUUUUGGGCAGUCAAAGCUGUGUCAUGUCAUGCCCAAUUAGCAGAUUUUUUAGUUUUCUAUAUUCAGUGUCGGUGCUCACUAAAUUUCUUGCUCUAAGCUCAGAAAGGCCCAUAGAACUUUCAUGAACAAGCAAUUAGGAUAAAACUCACUCAACAAAUAUACUGUACUGUAACUAGUGUGCAUGUGUGUGUGUGUGCAUGCUCCUGUGUGUGUGUGAAUGUGUGUGUACUGUAUGUGCCAUGCCCUUAUAGUUCUCAAUUUCAAAAAGCUCUAGGUUUAAAUUUCACAAGCCCCAGCCUUCCCAAGCUACAGUGGUGCCGAGCGUUUCCCCUCACAGCUUGCACUCAAAUCGUAUGCAAAGGCCCCAUGUUGUUUAUUUUUCCAUGUGUAGGGUCUUCACUGCCACCACGCAGGCAAAUCUGUCGGCCCGACGGUGACUCGCUCUCAGGGUUCAUCGGGUUCUUUAUCCUGCGAAGAGCAAGGUCGCUAAGUUUGUAUGUAAAUUCAAGUGCCUUCUGCCCCACGCCACUUUGAAUUUUGAUUUGCAUGUGCAUCCAUUUGGGUCAUUGAAUGUGGGACGCUCCAGCACAAAAGAGGAAAACAAUUUCAGGCACGGAUGUGGUCUGAAAGAUUUUUCGUGUUUAUGGUUUUCAGUUGGUUGCUGACAAAGAUUGUCAUGAUCUUCCAGUCAAGCGCUGCUGAACAUUUGAUGACAGAGGACAAAUAUCUGUUGUUCCAAAUUGGCGUAACAUCCUUUUUUUCAUUGUUGUUGUUAUAAUCUUAAUGUUCAGUUAAUGACUCUUAUAAUCUCAGACAUUGCUAAUGUCUAAUCACUAUAUUGUGAUAUUAGGAGUUUUGACAGGGGCUCAUCAGCCUAUUCUUCCCAAUAAAACACCUCUCAUGCUGUUGAUUCUAACACAUCUAAACACAACACAGUGACACUUUGAACAUUUCAGAAUCUCAAUUUAAAAAAGAUUAAUGUGAACAUUAUGGUGAAAUAUUUAUCAGGCGUGUAAUUGAUGUACUCUUUUUUUUUUGUAAUGACAAAUCACUAUUUAAAUAAAGUUCCUGUACUCACAAAAAUACA
Molecule: messenger RNA, 3674 nt
Organism: Lates calcarifer (barramundi perch)
Lineage: Eukaryota; Metazoa; Chordata; Actinopteri; Centropomidae
Gene: igfbp5a
Product: insulin-like growth factor binding protein 5a
Exons: 4
Coding region: 520-1320 (266 amino acids)
Biological process (GO): regulation of insulin-like growth factor receptor signaling pathway
Cellular component (GO): extracellular region
Molecular function (GO): fibronectin binding; insulin-like growth factor I binding; insulin-like growth factor II binding
Source: RefSeq, a predicted model, not a curated record